Molecule: messenger RNA, 1542 nt
Organism: Hyalella azteca
Lineage: Eukaryota; Metazoa; Arthropoda; Malacostraca; Amphipoda; Hyalellidae
Product: craniofacial development protein 2-like
Exons: 1
Coding region: 1-1542 (513 amino acids)
Biological process (GO): chromatin remodeling
Cellular component (GO): nucleus
Molecular function (GO): catalytic activity
Source: RefSeq, a predicted model, not a curated record
AUGGGUCAAAGCCUUAGGGAAGUCCAACGCCCGACAAGAUCUCUAGUGACACCCAAAAACAUUUUCACCAUCGGUCACUGGAAUGUGAGAACCAUGUACAGGGGAGGAGCUACAGCACAGAUCGUGAGCGAGAUGAAAAGAUCCCAUCUGGAUGUGCUCGGGAUCAGCGAGUGCAGGUGGGCAGGAGCGGGCAGGACGAGGUUGGCUACGGGACAGACGUUGAUGUACAGCGGAGAUGAUGAACUACAUGAGGGAGGCAUUGCUAUAUUGAUAAGUCAACAGGCAGAGAAGUCACUCAUGGAAUGGACACAAGUCAACAAGAGGAUAAUAACAGCAAGAUUCUACUCGAGAUACAGAAGUGUGACUAUAAUUCAAGUGUAUGCCCCUCACAACAAGAGGGAGGAAGAGGAGAAAGAACAGUUCUACCAAGAACUACAAGAAACAUUAGAUGGAUGCAACAGGAACGACAUCACCAUCAUCAUGGAAGACCUUAAUGCUAAAAUGGGAAGUGACAACAGCGGGUACGAGAGGACUAUGGGCGUGCAUGGGCUGGGGAUGCAGAAUGAUAAUGGAGAAAGGUUAUGCAAGUUUUGCCAGCUGAAUGGACUUGUGAUAACAGGUACAUUAUUCCCACACAAGAAUGUCCACAAAGCAACAUGGGUAUCUGCAGAUGGAAGAGUAAAGAAUCAGAUCGACCACCUCCUGAUCAACGGUAGGUGGAGAUCAUCUGUCCUGGACACGGGGGCACAGAGAGGAGCUGAUAUCAAUAGCGAUCACUACUUGGUGAGGACACGCAUCACGCUGCGCCUCAGUACCCACAGAAACAACUAUCAGGUAAAGCCGAGGUUAGAUGUGGAACGACUGAGAAAUGACAAGACGAGAAAGAAGUACUGCAGGGCAGUCAUAAACAAGCUGGACACCACAAGGAAUGAUAGUGAUAACAUAGAGGAGAUAUGGGAGCAGCAGAGAAAUGCCUAUACAAAAGCGGCAGAAGAGGUUCUUGGGUACAAGAAAAGGGUAAACAAACCAUGGAUCAGCAACAUUACCUGGAGGCUGAUCGACGAGAGAAUUGCCAAGAUACGGGUUGAAAGCACCCGAUCAGAAAGAAUUAAAAACAGAAUGAGAGAAGAGUACAUAGAAAAGGACAGGGAAGUGAAGAGGAGUGUAAGAGAAGACAAAAGAAUGUGGAUGUCAGAAGAAGCGGCAAGAGCACAGAACACAGCAGAAAGCGGAAGACAAAAAGAAUUGUACAGUAUUGUGAAGCGGCUGACAGGACAGAGUACCAGCACCAGGCAAACUGCAGCAGUGAAGAGUGUGAACGGAGAGCUGCUGAAGAGGAAAGAGGCCAGAAUGGCAAGAUGGAAGGAACAUUUUCAGGGAGUUCUCAACAGAGAAGCACCAGAGGAACCACUAGAAGAAGUGGGACAGGAGCUCAAUAUCUCAGUUGAGGCACCAGAUGUGGCGGAAAUAAGGGCCACACUGAAGACCCUCAGGAAUGGAGGUGCCCCUGGGGCAGACCAAAUUUCAGCCAAAAUGCUUUAA